AGUGUUGAUACAUUAAGUAUGAGUGAGAGUUUUUCACAUUUGAUGAAAAAGUGGAUAUUAAACACUAUAUAAGUGAUGUAAUUCAUAUAUUCGAUGAUUUAAUGUUUUGGGUCAAGAUGUGGUGUCUAAUACACUUGUGUGGUUUUGCUUUUAGUCUAAUAUGAUGAUCCCCUAGACCGUCUCAUGACCCAAGUGUGUAGUAGAGUCGUGGUUUGUGAUGAAAAAAUCUUGAGAGAAGCAUACCUAGAUGAAUGACUAGUUAAAUCGUGUAGUCGACAUUGCUUAGUGUGAUAAGAAUAUGUUGUUUUUUUUUAAUAAGAUUGGUGGUUGUUGUUCUUGUUAUUGUUAUAUAACCAAAUGUGAAAAAAAAUUAAAUCCUUAAUAUUUUGUGUAGAUUUAUUAAAUUCUAUACAAAUUCAAGUCUUGUAUUAGACGGGUUUGCAUCCGGUCUUAUUUAGUCACUCCCAAGAAAGAGGAAGUCAGAGAUAGCCCGCAAAAUUUGGUUAUUUUAAGGCAAGAUAUUCAAUGUAAUAAUCUUUGUGGUUGUCACAUUCAUAAAAGUUUCCCAAAAUAGUAACAUAAAAAUAAAACCAAAAAUGGCUGCUACUUGUUGUGCGAGAAAGAUUGGAUAUGUACUAUUCUUUUGUUUUGAACAACCAAAAAGAACCUUCAAACAAUGUAAACAAAUCAAAACCCAAAAAGUAUUUUUGCUUGGAAUAAACAAGUUUAUGUUAUCCUUUGAUUAAAAUAUUUUUUUUAAAUGCAAAAAACAAGCAACUUUUAAUGGUUUCUUGCAAAGAAAGAAAAGAUAAGCCUUUUUUGUUUUUAUUAUUAUUAUAGUGUUCAUUGAAAGAACACCAAAGAGAGGAAUGUGGUUACCAAAGAAUCAAUCAGAGAAGAAGGAUGGUGGUGUAAAUGGAUUAAUAGCAGUGGCAAUAGACAAAGAAAAGGGGAGCCAAAAUGCACUCAAAUGGGCCAUUGAUAAUCUCCUCUCAAGAAAUUCAACUGUAAUUCUCAUCCAUGUCAAAGUUUUGGCACCUUUUCUUUCUCCAUCACCUUCUCUUUUCACCCUAAGGUCAGGGAUAAGUAUAUUAAAUAGUAAUGAAAGUUUAACAAUAGGUAAAGAAGCAGAAACUCAAAACAAAAACAUUUUCCUUCCAUAUCGCGUCUUCUGCACGCGGAAAGAUAUUCAAUGCAAGGAUGUGUUACUUGAAGAUGCAGAUGUAUCCAAAGCAUUGAUUGAAUAUGCUACUCAGGCAGGAAUUGAGCAUCUUGUUCUUGGCUCUUCAGCAAAAACUAGUUUGCUCAAAAGAUUCAAGGUAUCAGAUAUUCCUGGAACAGUAUCAAAAGGGGCACCAGAUUUCUGUACAGUCUAUGUCAUUGGCAAAGGAAAGAUUCAUUCGAUGCGAUCGGCUUCUCGUCCUGCUCCAACCAUUUCCCCUCUACAAGUCAAUCCAACUACUAUCACACCAUAUCAAUCAGACACAAAUGUGGUGUUGUCACAUAGUGAAAAAGAACAAGAAAGACAUUCCUUUGACGAUGGUGCACCGCAUAAAUCGCAUGAUGGAACAGAAUCAUUCACGUCACCAUUCACUAGGAAAGGUUACAAUGGCAAACAAUAUAUGGAAAGUUCUAUGACAGAUAGUGAUAUAUCCUUUAUAAGCACUGGAAGGGCGAGUAUCGACCGAAUGUUACCUCCAUUGUGUAACAACUCAGAGGCAGGAAUGUCAAACCCAAGGCUAUCAAGUAGCUCAGAACCAGAUGGAAACUACAGCUUUGAAUCUAUUUAUCAAGGAAAAAUGUCUUCAGAUUUCAGCAUUCCUCCUGAAUUUACAUCACUCUCAUUCGAUAGCGAAAGACUUUCGUCUUCUUCAUCACAAGCUGUGGAUGACAUGGAGGCUGAAAUGAGGAGAUUAAAGUUGGAGCUCAAGCAAACAAUGGAAAUGUACAAUACAGCUUGUAAAGAAGCACUUACAGCACAACAGAAGGCGGUAGAACUUCAGCGCUGGAAAUUAGAAGAAGAGAGGAAACUGGAAGAGGCGAGGCUAGCUGAGGAAGCUGCAUUGGCAAUUGCAGAAAAGGAGAAAGAAAAAUCUAAAGCAGCCAUUGAGGCUGCUGAAGCACAAAAGAGGAUAGCAGAAUUUGAAGCACAGAGAAGACUUCAUGCAGAAAUGAAAGCACUUAGAGAAUCAGAAGAGAAGAAAAAAGUAAUGGAUGCUCUGGUAAAUGUAGAUAUCAGGUAUCGAAAGUAUACGAUCGAGGAGAUCGAAGCUGCAACGAAUUUUUUUUCGCAGUCUCUCAAGAUUGGAGAAGGAGGAUAUGGUCCUGUUUUUAAGUGCCUUCUUGACCAUACACCUGUUGCAGUUAAGGUUCUACGUCCCGAUGCAGCUCAAGGAAGGUCACAGUUUCAACGAGAGGUUGAGGUACUGAGCUGCAUACGACAUCCAAACAUGGUUCUUCUCUUAGGAGCAUGUCCAGAAUACGGCUGCUUAGUAUACGAGUACUUGUCGAACGGAAGCUUAGACGACUGCUUGUUUCACAAAGGCAACAGCCCACCACUUUCUUGGCAGCGAAGGUUCAAAAUCGCAGCCGAAAUCAGCACUGGCUUGCUUUUCCUUCACCAGACAAAACCAGAACCUAUAGUACACAGAGACUUAAAACCAGGAAACAUAUUGUUAGACAGAAAUUAUGUAGCCAAAAUCAGCGAUGUCGGUUUGGCAAGACUAGUUCCACCAUCUAUCGCCGACAGCGUGACACAAUACCGGUUGACAGCAACAGCAGGAACAUUCUGUUACAUAGAUCCUGAGUAUCAGCAGACAGGAAUGUUGGGUGUGAAAUCAGACAUAUACUCACUUGGAAUCAUUUUCCUUCAAAUUUUGACAGCAAAAUCACCAAUGGGUUUGGCACAUAAUGUUGAAAGAGCAAUUGAGAAAGGAACUUUUACUGAGAUGUUGGAUCCUUCAGUGACUGAUUGGCCACUAGAGGAUGCAUUGACCUUAGCAAAAAUUGCAGUUCAGUGUGCUGAGUUAAGAAGAAAAGAUAGACCUGAUCUUGGUAAAGUUGUACUACCAGAACUUGAUAGAUUGAGAGAUCAUGCUGAAAAUAGUGCUGAAUAUAGUGAUCAAUAUUCAACACUUAAUAGUAGCUCUGUAAAUAUGUCACAUGAGAGACAAGUUUCACUACAGCUGGAUGGAUCUUGUCCUCCAUUUCCUCACUCUGGGGAGAUUAGAAGAAACACAUCAGUUGGUGUUUGACUGACAAGUCAAAACAAGAUCCUGUUGAACAAAACAUAGAAAAUUUGUUCAAUGGAUUGGUCUACAAAAUUAAAUGUAGAUUACUUAGGUGGUUUGAUGUUGUAGCAAGCUUGAUUCUUCAAGUUGUGCCUUUUUUUUACUUAUGUUAAUAUAGUCUGCAUUAAAGGGGUAAGCAUUUUAAAGAUAGAAACUCAGAAUGUUAAUUCAGAGUCUCAAUGUAAAUAUUUAACCAAAAAAGAGUUAAUUUAUAUCAUUAUUAAUUAA
This is a messenger RNA of Cicer arietinum (chickpea), 3518 nucleotides long. RefSeq names its product U-box domain-containing protein 52-like. Gene Ontology annotation, biological process: protein phosphorylation. Lineage: Eukaryota; Viridiplantae; Streptophyta; Magnoliopsida; Fabales; Fabaceae. Gene Ontology annotation, molecular function: ATP binding; protein kinase activity. The record is from RefSeq and is a predicted model, not a curated record.